Messenger RNA from Baudoinia panamericana UAMH 10762, 1072 nucleotides. RefSeq lists its product as uncharacterized. The transcript is spliced from 2 exons. Lineage: Eukaryota; Fungi; Ascomycota; Dothideomycetes; Mycosphaerellales; Teratosphaeriaceae. The coding region runs from base 145 to 918 and encodes 257 amino acids. The record is from RefSeq and is a predicted model, not a curated record.
GGUGAAAGGGUACAGCCUCUAUACAACCACGCCAAGCUUAGGCACCCAUAUCAAGCAUCCUCCAAUUCUUUCGGAACAACAAGCGCAUACCGGCGGACUCAAGCCUCCCAAUAACACAGCUUGAAAGCCGACAGUGAAGCAGAGAUGGCAGCCUCAACAGACCUAGCCUCCGCCAUCUCCGCCUCCUCAACCUCUUCCGCCUCCGGCGCCGUCAUCGCCGUCCUUCCCCUGAGCGGAACAACCUUAACCGCCACCGAAGUCCCCAGCACCACCGGCCUCGCAGUCCUGGACGGCACAACCCUCACCUGGCACGCCCCUGGCAUCACGCUCGCCAACGGCGCCGUGGUAAGUCUAGGCCUCAACGGACUGGUGCAGAGUAGCACUACAGCCUUCUACGAGACUGUCACGCCGGCUGCGGGUGGAGGUGGAGGGGUUGUGACGCUCUCGAGCACCACGAAUGGCAUCGUUACACUAACUCCGUCGAAUUCCGCAGCAUCUGCGGCGCAAGCGUCGAGUUCGCGGGCGGCUGCGUCGAGUUCGUUGUUGGCUGGCGUUUCCAUGCCUGGUGGAACGGCUCAGAAUGCUACAUCUGUCAGUGGCAAUGCGAGCAGGGUUACGCCGGUGCCGCAGCUUUCGAGUACAACAAUUGUUAGUGGGACGCAAUCGCUCACGUCUGUGGUAGCUAUAAGCUCGUCGGCUAGCCGGGCUUCUUCGGGUUCAGCAGUCGGUGUGGCGGCAUCGAGUAGUGGCGCGGCUGCGAGUGCGGGUGCGAGUGCGGCGGCGUCAUCAUCUCGCGCUUCUUCUGCUACUGCCGCUGCCUCGAGUACCUCUUCUGCGGCGGGUCCGACGAUGAGUGCUGGCAAGGCGGCGAUGCUGCUAGGUGCUGCCGGUAUGGCUGUUGCGGCGUACGCACUGUAAUGAUAGCAGCUAAGCAGCUGAUCAUGCGAGUCUGAACGAGAUCAAUGUCGGAUCGUGCACCUUGCUUGUAUGGAUAUGGUUGGGAGUAGCGGUAGACUGGCGUUACAUGCGCAGACAAACCGUUGAUGGUAUAUACAUUGAUUCGGCAAAUUGU